Molecule: messenger RNA, 153 nt
Organism: Racocetra persica
Lineage: Eukaryota; Fungi; Glomeromycota; Glomeromycetes; Diversisporales; Gigasporaceae
Source: the annotation of a GenBank genome assembly
GAUCUUGAAUAUAUAGAGAAUGGAUAUUGUCAAGAACUUCAGAAUAUUAAAUACUCUGAAACUGGUCAUGUGGUUCCAGAAUUUCAUGAUGGUUGCAAAGGUCUUGGAAAAGUUGGAUACAAGAAUGAUCAUAAGUAUCUUUCGGAUUAUUAA